AUGGCAGACAAGGACCACGAGGCUGCGCUCGCGGAGCUCCUCGGCGAGGUGGGCCCUUUGGACGAUAAGAAGGCGGGGGCCGACGCCGGCCAUCGAUCCUCGAAUGGAGUUCACACCGGCGAGGACGACGUGUCCGUGGAGCGCGAGCUUAACCUGGGUCCGCUGGACAUAACCUCCGAGAGGGACAACGACGUGUUCGCGGCGCUGGAGGAAGGUGGACUGGACCUCGAUCUGGUCAAGUACGCGGACCACGACGUGGUUCGGUCGGUGAUGGAGAACAGCGACGCGACGGAUCUCAAGCAAAGGGCGAAGGCUGUCGAGGACAAGCUGCAGUCGGUUGAGAUGGAGUCCAUCAAGGACUACGUGGCGGAGUCAGACAACAUGCUAGAGCUGCACGCGCAGAUUCAGAGUUGCGACGGCAUCUUGGGAGACAUGGAGUCCCUGUUGAGCGGGUUCAAGACGGAGCUCGGGAAGAUCAGCACCGAGAUUCGAAGCCUGCAGGACCAGAGCCAGUCCAUGGGGAUCAAGCUGAGGAACAGGAAGGCUGCCGAGCGGGGGCUGAGCGCGUUCGUAGAUUCGAUAACCCUGCCGCCGGACCUGGUUCGCGCCAUCGCCGAGGAGGACGUGUCUGAGCGAUACCUCUCCGCCCUCGCCGACCUCGAUCGGAGGUUGAAAUCUGUCGAGGCCAACCCGAGCGCGAGGGCGUCAAAGGCGGCGGAGGAUGUCGUGCCGGAGCUGGAGCGACUCAAAGCGACGGCGUGCGCAAAGUCGAGGGAGUUUUUGAUGGCUCGGUUUUACAGCCUGCGCAAGCCAAAGACGAACGUGCAGAUACUGCAGCAGAACUCCAUCAUGCCGUACAAGUACUUGGUGACGUUUUUGGCGAACCACGCUCCGGCAAUUCUGACAGAGGUUCGCGCCUGCUACGUGGAUACGAUGUCCAAGGUGCUGCGUCAGGCCAUACACGGCUACGUGUCCUCGCUGCGGAGCCUUCAGCAGGAUAUCGCGAGCAGGACCGACCUUUUGGGUGCUGAGGAGAACGCGGCGAGCGGCGGUGCCGGAAGUUUCUUUGCACAGUUUGGUGGUGCGAAGAGCGCGGCGGCGUUAAAGAACCGCUCCUCGGUGUUCUCGCUCGGCUCCAGGGCGGCGGUGCUCGGAAACCUGGAGACCACGCCGCCGCUGAUCGUCCACCAGGUGCAGUCACAGGGCCUGAAGGUGCCGCACGAGGCAUUGUUCAGGAGCAGCCACAAGCUUGUGAUGGACACGGCGACGUUUGAGUACCUGUUCUGCGUCGAGUUUUGGCAGCAGGACCGAACCAUCUUCAACGACGUGUUCGCGCCGACUAUCGCGACGAUGGAAGAAAACCUGCAGCUGGGUCUGGCGCAUGGUGGCGCGAGUAACGUGUUCGGCGGCAACUUUGAUGCCAUCGGGCUGCUGCUUAUGAUUUUAAUUAACAGGGAGCACCGGGUGGUGAUGUCCAGGCGGAGAGUGCCGUGCUUGGACCAUUACCUGGACGGGGUCAACAUGACACUCUGGCCAAAGUUCAAGGAGGUGUUCGAUGCGCACCUGCAGUCGGUUUUGGCCGCAAACGUCAACGCCAUGUUCAAGGAUGAUGUCAGGGCGCACUACGUGGCAAGAAGGUACGCAGAGUUUGCCGCUUCCAUGAUUGCGCUCGGCGGCGGGGGCUCGAUGGCCAACGGGGAAUCCGACGGGUUCAUAGGCGACGGGCAGCUAGAGAGCAACUUGGAGCGCUUGAGGUUCGCGGUGCACGCGCUACUGCAGAAGGUGGCCAAGAUGUUUCCAGGGAAGAAGCGCGGUACGGUGUUCUUGUUUAACAACUUUGACACAAUCUGCGCGGUUGUCAGGGAGGCUAGACCGAUCUUCCUCAAGUACGACGAGAACGGCGGCGGGCAGACGUUCAGUAACGAAACGUUCAAGUUCUUUGAUGAACAGCUCGCGGCGCAGUCCGAUGCCUUCGUCGAGGAGGAACUCGCCGACCACUUCGGGCCGCUCAUCGAGUUCAUAAAGAGCGCGGAGGCUUUGCAGAAGGGGGCCGAGGGCGAGGAAGGACAAGCGCCGUCGCUUCAGCAGGCUACGCAGUUGAUGCGCGACUUUGCCGAUCGUUGGAAGGGAGCCAUCGAGCGGAUUCACGCCGAGGUUAUCAAGAACUUCGGCAACCUGCAGCGGGGGAUGGAUGUGCUGCAGCGGACGCUCUCGCAGCUGCUGGUGUAUUACACCAGGUUCACGGGGCCGGAUGGCGUCCUGGCGCAGAUGGGACCGGACGGCGCGGCGCUUUGCAAGGAUGCGGUCACAAACCCCGCGUUCAUGUACGAGAUCAAGCGUCACUCGCAGUCGAGAAUCAACUGA
Micromonas commoda is the source of this 2364-nucleotide messenger RNA. It is a transcript of the gene POK, whose product is annotated as Vps52/Sac2 family protein. The record is from RefSeq and is a predicted model, not a curated record. Bases 1 to 2364 code for a protein of 787 amino acids. The transcript has a single exon. Gene Ontology annotation, molecular function: syntaxin binding. Gene Ontology annotation, biological process: Golgi to vacuole transport; retrograde transport, endosome to Golgi; endocytic recycling. Gene Ontology annotation, cellular component: GARP complex. Lineage: Eukaryota; Viridiplantae; Chlorophyta; Mamiellophyceae; Mamiellales; Mamiellaceae.